Molecule: messenger RNA, 876 nt
Organism: Truncatella angustata
Lineage: Eukaryota; Fungi; Ascomycota; Sordariomycetes; Amphisphaeriales; Sporocadaceae
Exons: 1
Coding region: 293-712 (139 amino acids)
Source: RefSeq, a predicted model, not a curated record
GUGAUAAUUAGUCUUCCCACAAUGCAUUACUGCGAUUGGUCGCUUAUAUCAUGUAAGCUGGGUUGCUGAAUGCAGACUCAUCAUUCGCUCGGGCUGACUUAGCAGGUAUAAUCACGAGCCCAUUGGCGAGGCUCACGAAUCAGUAAGACUAUGCAUCAUCAAGUGGCCUAAGAUCUGCAGUAUGAAGAGGCGUCUCCCUAUCCUCCUAGUUGACCGUAGAACAAAGUCACCAACUGACCAUCUUAGGCUUUCUAACAUGUCUUCUGACCGAUGUUUUCGAUCCUAGUACAAGAUGCGCGGGGUGGUCUGGGAAGGCAAGCCCUUCACGAUGACCGUCAAGGACGUACCAAAGUCCAUGAUCAAGCGCCUAGAAGGCGCGAUCUUCCGCAUCAUCACCUCUGCUCUUUCCGGCACAGACCUUGAUGUAUAUCAUGGUGUUCUCGGAAGCUCCAUCACAUUUUUGACAAUGGGACAAGAGGCCAUCGGCGUGGUUGUGGUGGAAGUAGGCAAGGCCGUCGAUUCGCUUUUGGUUGGCAACCGUGUAUCACCCCCGUGGACCCUCGAUGACGGCCAUCUGGAGACAGAUGGGAGUUUGGUGGCGAACGUGAAGGCUGUAGGCCUGGGAGAGGAUCUAGGGUUGAUUCAGGGGUGUCAAGGUAUUGCCGCCAGCUCACUCUUGGCCGGCGUUGCCCGUGAAUUGCGAUCAAGCUGACUAUGCUCCUUUGAACAAUUAAGUACAUACAAAUUCCACUCGCGAAAAAAGGCCCUGGUAAAGAUUCCUAAUAAGCCUUCAGGUAGUUUAGAGUACGUGUUCAUGUCUGAAAUCUGGGUCAUCGCAUGGGGCAAGGUUUUCUUUUUCUUUUUUUUUUUUUUUUU